CCUGCGACCUGUGAGGCGCGUGACCAUUCCGUCUCGUUGGUUUCGUGCUGGUUGGCCGGACCGUACGUCAAUUUGUGAUUGCGCGCGCGCGUUCCUGCGUACGUACGUGCGUGCGUGCGUGCAUGUAUGCGUGGGAGCGUGUAUGUCCGAGCGCAUAUAUGAGAGCGCGCGCGCGUGUGUUACGUGUAUAUGUGGUGCGCGCUUGAGCCAACGGACCCAAAGAGCAAGCAGGGCAGCGCCGACCCACAAGUAAGCCAAGCAGGCAGCCGGCGAGCGCUCGGCUAGCAACAACCCGCACGUUCCACGGCGAGACAUGAUUGCUUCCACAGCCGCGAUCCUUCUGCUACCGCUGCUAAUAUGCCUCCAGCACUACACGAUUGUUCGCGGAACCAAAACAGAAUGUGAGGCCAACCAGUUUCAGUGUGAAAAUGGCCGUUGCAUCCAGUCUGUUUGGAAGUGCGAUGGUGACGAGGACUGCAGUGAUGGCAGUGACGAAAUCUCUUGUGUCAAGAAAGUUUGUCCAGAUACAGACUUUGUGUGUCGUAAUGGCCAGUGUAUUCCAAAGAGAUGGCAUUGUGAUGGGGAGCCAGACUGUGAGGACGGGUCAGACGAGAGUGUAGAAAUCUGCCACAUGCGGACAUGCCGUUUGAAUGAGUUCAGUUGUGGAGCUGGUUCAACGCAAUGCAUCCCCAACUUCUGGAAGUGUGAUGGUGAAAAGGACUGUGAUAACGGAGAAGACGAGGUCAACUGUGGUAAUGUAACCUGUGCUCCAAAUGAGUUCACGUGUGCCAGUGAACGUUGUAUCUCCCGAAACUUUGUAUGCAAUGGCAAGGAUGACUGUGGUGAUGGGUCAGAUGAAGUGGAGUGUGUGCCAUCUUCCUGUGGCCCGAAUGAAUUCCAGUGUGGAAAUUCAUCAUGCAUCCCAAAUAGUUGGGUGUGUGAUGAUGAUGUUGACUGUCAGGAUCAGUCAGAUGAGUCUCAAUCACGUUGUGGUCGUCACCCAACCCCACCAGCCAAGUGCUCAACUAGUGAGAUGCAAUGCCUUUCCGGAGAAUGUAUUCACAAAAAGUGGAGGUGUGAUGGAGACCCCGAUUGCAAAGAUGGCAGCGAUGAAACAAACUGUCCCGUGCGUACUUGUGGAGCAGAUCAGUUCAAAUGUGAUGAUGGGAACUGCAUCCUUGGCAAUAGACAAUGUAACGGCAUCAGAGAGUGCACUGAUGGCUCAGAUGAAUUUAACUGCAAAAACUUGACUCAGUGUAAUGGACCUGAGAGGUUCAAAUGCCGCAGCGGGGAGUGCAUCGAAAUGAGCAAAGUGUGCAACAAGAACAGAGACUGUCCCGACUGGAGCGAUGAGCCGAUCAAAGAAUGCAAUGUCAAUGAGUGCCUGAUGAACAAUGGGGGCUGCUCGCACAUCUGUAAAGACAUGACAAUUGGCUUUGAGUGUGACUGCACUCCUGGGCUGCAGCUCAUUGACCACAAGACUUGUGGGGACAUCAACGAAUGUAUGAACCCUGGCAUCUGCAGUCAAAUCUGCAUAAACCUGAAGGGAGGAUACAAAUGUGAAUGCCACAAUGGCUACCAGAUGGAUCCCACUACAGGAGUUUGCAAGGCCGUAGGGAAGGAGCCCAGUCUGAUAUUCACAAACCGCCGCGAUGUUCGUCGUCUGGGUCUCGAGAGGAAAGAGUACACUCAGAUUGUGGAGCAGCAGAGAAACACUGUAGCUCUUGAUGCAGAUAUUGACCAGCAAAUGAUGUUUUGGGCCGACCUGGGACAAAAGGCCAUAUUUAGCACUAUGCUGGACAAGCGAGGAGAUGUGAGCACCCACAACAAAGUGAUAGAAAAUGUCCACUCUCCUGUUGGAAUUGCAGUGGACUGGAUAUACAAACACCUAUACUGGUCUGAUCUAGGAACCAAAACAAUUUCUGUUGCUAACUUUAAUGGAACCAAGCAGAAAAUUUUGUUUAAUAGAGGGCUGAAAGAACCUGCUUCCAUAGCUGUGGAUCCUCUGUCAGGGUUUCUUUACUGGUCUGACUGGGGUGUGCCAGCCAAGAUUGAAAAGUCUGGCAUGAAUGGAGUUGAUAGGCAGAUUCUGGUGACGACCGACAUCCAAUGGCCAAAUGGAAUAACACUUGAUCUAAUCAAAGGUAGGUUGUACUGGGUUGAUUCGAAGCUACACAUGCUCUGCAGUGUGGACCUGAAUGGAGACAACAGGAAGAAAGUGCUUCAGUCUUCUGACUACCUUGCUCACCCCUUUGCUCUUACCGUUUUUGAGGAUCGUGUCUUCUGGACAGACGGUGAGAAGAAAGCUAUCUAUGGUGCUAACAAAUUCACCGGAUUGGACAUUGUGACACUAGCCAGCAACCUGAAUGAUCCGCAAGACAUCAUAGUUUAUCAUGAGCUCAUUCAGCUAUCGGGAACUAACUGGUGUGCAGAGAAAGGUGCAAAUGGAGGCUGUAGCUACAUGUGUCUUCCUGCUCCACAAAUCAACAAACACUCCCCCAAAUUCACAUGUUUAUGUCCAGGUGGACAGGAAUUGGCUGCUGAUGGUCUACGCUGCAGGCCUGACUCUUCUACAAAAACCCUCUCAAAGGAGGAUAAGAAACCUGUAAUGCCACCUUCCCCAGAAGCCAAUGUGAGUACUUCAAUUCAGGUAAACACCACAGCCAGAGGAUCUGCUGCAGCUUGGGCCAUACUACCUGUGUUGCUUAUUGCGAUGACUGCAGCCGGUGGCUAUUUGAUGUGGAGAAACUGGACAUUGAAGAACCAGAAAAGCAUGAAUUUUGACAACCCAGUCUACCUGAAGACUACAGAAGAAGACCUCAACAUUGACAUCACACGACAUGGUGCCAAUGUGGGGCACACGUAUCCAGCGAUUUCAAUUGUUAGCACAGAGGAUGAUCUAUCGUGACCAUAUUGGUGUUUGUUUUUUGUUCAUUAAUAAAGCUCAUGGAAAAGCAUGGUAUCCCCUUGUUCCCACCUCGAGGGAGUUGUCCCAUCAGCAAAACUGCUCACAGUACAACAUGCCUCCUGAAGUGCAUUAUAUCAUUGUCAGUGGUGACAGUUAACUGAAAGAAAUGUUAUUUAUUUUGUAAAUAAUAAUGUGUUGCUUUGUUUUCACGUCCUGAGUUUUCAAUCUUCUCUGUCCCGCCCUGAAAACAGUUUAACAAUGUGUUUUCGUUUUGUUUUUGUCCCAUCAGAUUUUUUUUUUUUUUUAAAAAAAGACCUGAAAAUGUAUUUGUCAGGAGACUUAUUGAGCUGCUUUUGGUCUGUGGAACUUGAAAUCACACAGGCAGCUUUAGUCCU
Messenger RNA from Corythoichthys intestinalis (scribbled pipefish), 3303 nucleotides. RefSeq names its product very low density lipoprotein receptor (gene vldlr). Gene Ontology annotation, molecular function: calcium ion binding; apolipoprotein binding. The transcript has 20 exons. The coding region runs from base 314 to 2908 and encodes 864 amino acids. NCBI's taxonomy places the organism in Eukaryota, Metazoa, Chordata, Actinopteri, Syngnathiformes, Syngnathidae. The record is from RefSeq and is a predicted model, not a curated record. Gene Ontology annotation, cellular component: plasma membrane.